Molecule: messenger RNA, 2370 nt
Organism: Toxorhynchites rutilus septentrionalis
Lineage: Eukaryota; Metazoa; Arthropoda; Insecta; Diptera; Culicidae
Product: eukaryotic translation initiation factor 2-alpha kinase 1-like
Exons: 3
Coding region: 155-2221 (688 amino acids)
Biological process (GO): protein phosphorylation
Molecular function (GO): ATP binding; protein kinase activity
Source: RefSeq, a predicted model, not a curated record
UGUCAGAAUCGGCGCAAAGUAAACUUAUCGCAGUUUUUGUUUUGGUCUUGCUAUUUCUGCCCAUAAAUCGAUAGUUACCGCACGAUCCAUCACUACCCGUUAAUAGUUAUGUAUCGUUAUCCUCUUGUAAAACCUACUAUCUGAUGGUGAAAUAAUGGAAUCUGACGAGGAUGACGAUAGUUUUGGUUCGGAUUGGGAUAAACUAGAAACGAUAACCGAAUUCGAUAUAGCUCGACCAAAAAGCAACUUAUUCUCAGCGUGCGCCUCAACGGAAUUAAUUGGCAAUGGUCUGCAAAGCCGCAUCGCGGCUAAAGCCAGCACGCCAGUUUCACUGCUGGUGGAGAGUUUGGUUCAGCAGCUGUGCGCACUGCUGGAGGCGGACCCCCAGCGAUCACAGGAACUGUACAAAACAAUCUGCGAACGGCUUCAUGCCGUCAAUUUGAUCGAUGAGACUUACGAUAUGGGCGAAUUCGAAAUGAUGCGCAGUCAGUACCAGAAGGCUCUCUAUCAGCUGGUUAGCAUCGCACGUGGACAAGAUCUGCCGGUGCUGGCAUUGGAUAAAAUUUGGCCACUGCAGCAACCGGUAGGUUUGGAGUGGUCGCGGUAUCAUCGGGAAUUCACCGAGCUUGAUUUCAUUGCCGGCGGUGGAUUUGGGAAAGUCUACCGGGCACGGAACAAUCUGGACGGGAUUGUGUAUGCGGUUAAGAAGAUUACCAUCCGGUCGACGACUAUCAAAAAUGUGUUGGUACAUUUGGCUGAGGUGAAGACACUCGCUAGUCUCAACCAUAUCAAUAUUGUUCCUUACAAAGCGGCCUGGUUGGAACCACUUUUGGCAAACGGGAAAGAAUCCGGGGAUAAAAAUGUGAAUAACUCAAUGACAACAUUGGAUGACGAUAGUGAGGAAGAAGAGGAGGAAAGUUCCAUGGCCAAUUCUAUUAGUUUGACAUCUAGAAGAUUUCAGUCCAAAUCCCGUCGCACGAAAGCUUCUUACGAAGACUCGCUGAGGCGCGCUGAUGAUACGGAUGAUGGUUUCAGUAUUCAAUUCGAACACAGCGAAGGUUCCGAUGCCAGAGCGGAAGAAAAUAACCAACAAUUGGCGGAAUUGGAAGAAGCGCGUGGAAGUGUCAUCAGUGUGGAAGAAUCACAGCCUCAUGUUAAACUAAAAUGGGCCACGCUUUACAUACAGAUGACCCUCUGCCACUUGACGCUCCGUCAGUGGUUAGAUGAGCGCAAUCGGUCCGAAUGUUUCGAACAGUUUUACGGUAAUUUUCUACAAAGCCCCCGGGUUGAGUGCACCAUUCCGAUGAAUUCGUUCUGUCGGCAGUCUUCUCAGUUAAGCUCUGAGAGCUGUUCCAGUGAACCCCUUAUGGCAAAUACCAAAAACUCAGUUCCUGGUUCUGUGCAGAGUGAGAAACAAUCGAACAAUACUUUCCAGCAUUUGGAUGUGGUUACGGAUAUCCUCCACCAGCUGCUGAAUGGCCUCACGUACAUCCAUUCCAGGGGUAUUGUCCACCACGACAUCAAACCGAGCAAUAUUUUUGUCAGUGUAAACGAUCACGACAGAUCGUUGUCCAUCCAGCUGGGCGAUUUCGGUCUUGCCUGUCCACUGCAGAGCUCCCACACGGGAGGUGGUUUCGGAACGCCUCUCUACGCGGCUCCCGAACAGUUGGAGGGAAAGUGUGACCCCAAGUCCGAUAUUUACAGUAUGGGAAUUAUUCUGUUGGAACUGUUGCUCGCUUUUGACACCGACAUGGAGCGAGCGGAGAUGAUAAAGCAAGUGCGGAAGGGACAGUUUCCGAAGGAUCUCGAUGUUGAAUACAGCAUGUUACUUAAGGAUCUACUUAACGUUAGACCGGUCAAGCGGCCAACAACUUUUGCCCUAACCGAAGCCGUCAACUGUAUGAAGCUCAAUCGGGACAAAGUGAUCUCGGGGCUGCGCCAAAGCAUCACGCGACAGGAGGAAGAAAUCCAAAGUUUGCGAAAGAAAAUUGCCGAAACGGAUCAGCCACUGGAGGAGCUGAAUCGGUUGGAAAUUCGGACCAGUGAAACACUGAUCGUGAAGGAGCAGGAACUGAUUAUCAAGACUAUAGAGAUCGAAAGCAAAAACCAGCUGCUUCGGUGCAAAGAAAUUGAGUUGCGCUCAAAGGAUGAAGAGAUCCAACGACUGAAACAAUUGCUGAGAAGUUAUCAGGAGAAAGAAGAAGAAAGAAAGGAUCAGUGAAUGCCUGCCUAUUUAAGGUUUAGUGAUUUCUCGAUUGACAUUUUCCGAAUCAUUUUGUGUAUUUAUUACAGUAAGCUUUUAGGAUAUGGUUAGCAAUAAAUAGAACAAACGCAAAAAUUUGCUGGAUAACAAUAAAAGAAGAAAAAUAU